AUGGAUCAGACUGACUCCAACGUGAAGGAGGGAGAUUCCCCAACAUGUCAGAAUUUGGAAUCCACAAAUGAUGACGAUAAAAUAAGAAGAGACAAAAAUAACGAUAGUCAAUGUGACCCCCCCUUGGAGGAAGGAACAACUGGUAAUGUAAUUUUCCAUGCGCGUGAAAAAUAUAACCAUUUGAAUAGAAGGGGUGGACGGAAGAAAUGGAAACAUCACGGCCAUGCGCUUCAAGGGGAUGUGCCUGACGCUGAUGCCCCUAACAACCUUAGUUCUCUCUUCGGGAAGAAACAGAAAGAACAAAAUAUCUGCGUUGUAUGCCUCCAAAACGGAGUAGUGAAGUACAAAUUUGUGUGUUGCUACGGAGGCUACUGUUCUGUCGCCUGUUUUCAGAGGCACGACAAGAAGGCCUGCUUGGAGGAGCAGGGGAAAAAUGACAACAAAUUAAAUGAAGUUAACAAUUUAGAGUUCCAAAAGUAUGAACAUAAAAAAAGCCAAGUGGAUGAAAGGGGUGAUAACCCUACGGAAGAUGAAGAAGAAUCCGACGAGGACCUACUAACAGAAGAACAAAAAGUAAAGCUAAAGGAAGACAUCAGAUUGAGAAUCCUACUUAAAAAUAAUUAUGUUCGCUCCGUUUUUAAGAAUUUCACUACAUCCAAGGACAAAAUUGCCUACCUCUCCAAUUAUAUUAAUGACCCCACGAUUGUGCAGGUCGUAGACCAAAUUAUGAAAUCGGUGGAGGGUUGA
Messenger RNA from Plasmodium knowlesi strain H, 747 nucleotides. RefSeq names its product zinc finger protein, putative. The transcript has a single exon. Lineage: Eukaryota; Apicomplexa; Aconoidasida; Haemosporida; Plasmodiidae. Bases 1 to 747 code for a protein of 248 amino acids. The record is from RefSeq and is a predicted model, not a curated record.